UUAGGGUAGGAUAACUUUAAUAUCUCAUCCAUGUUGCGAAGCUUUGCAGUUUGAGUUAAAAAGCCCGCUUUUUGGAUGGCUUGUUUAGUAAUUGAUGAAAAAGUUGAACUGUGUCGUGAAUUGAUAUGUUUUGGAAGCCACAUGAAUAUAAUUUUCCAAGGUGUGGUAAAAUAAAGGAUGACCAUUGAUUUAGCUGUUGAGGUCAUAUGUUUUAAGACUGAUUUCAGCCUUAUAACAAAGUAUUACUGGACUGAAUGUCAUGUUGAAAAACACUUGAUUUGCCCAUGAGUUGUUAAGUUUUUGUUGUAUGAUAUGGUGUAAAUUAAGAAAUUUCCUGUGUGUAUGUCCACCAUUUAAAACUGUUGUCAGGGUAACUGAAAAGGUCAAUUUGAAAUUGCCAGAAAGCCGCUGAAAGAGGAGACUAUGGAGGUGAGAAAUAUGAGCAGCUAGAUGUUUCAAAAAAAAAAGUUGCUCGUUCCUAUCAGAUGCUCCGUGAUGCCUCAUGGAAGUGUACAGUUUCAAAAGAAACAGCAUGAGAAGCACCAUAAUACAGCUGAUGGCCGCAUUAGAAUAUGGCUUGGAAUAAGGCAAAUUAUGAAUUCUACUGAUCAUUUACUAACUGAAAUGAGGGACAUUGUAAAAGAACUAAAAACUGGAAUCCACAUGGGAAAGGAUAAAACAGCUGAGAAGGGAAGGAUAACAAUUUGCAUCUUUGAUGAUGUUGCGGAGCAGUGUCAUGAAGCAGCUCUGAAGCUGCUGUAUAUGGACUUGGCGUUUGUGCAGAAUUUGGUGGUUCUGUUUUUAAACCUCUUGUUUUAGAGGCUCUUUCAACGUUAAAUGUUGUGAUAAGGAACCCUAAUGCCUUGCAACCUGAAAACAUAAUGGCAUAUGAUAAUGCUGUUUCUGCUCUGGGAAAAAUAUGUCAGUUCCAUCGUGAGAGUAUAGGUUCAGCUCAG
Camellia sinensis is the source of this 956-nucleotide messenger RNA. The record is from RefSeq and is a predicted model, not a curated record. Lineage: Eukaryota; Viridiplantae; Streptophyta; Magnoliopsida; Ericales; Theaceae.